Messenger RNA from Zeugodacus cucurbitae (melon fly), 707 nucleotides. RefSeq lists its product as uncharacterized. Gene Ontology annotation, cellular component: nucleus; transcription regulator complex. The transcript has 3 exons. Gene Ontology annotation, biological process: regulation of transcription by RNA polymerase II. The record is from RefSeq and is a predicted model, not a curated record. Lineage: Eukaryota; Metazoa; Arthropoda; Insecta; Diptera; Tephritidae. Bases 147 to 707 code for a protein of 186 amino acids.
UUUGACAUUUCAGAGAGUGACAGCUCAGUUAUUUCGCUCGCUUUUUUGAUAGCACGCUUCAUUUCAUUUUCAUCAUUUCAUUUUCAUAAUCUCAUUUAAUUUUCUAUAUUUAAUUUGCCAUUUGAUAAAUAAUCCGAAUAAACACAAUGAAUGAUGAAAAAUUAAUAGAAGAAGUGCGGGCGCGUGAAAUUUUAUAUAACAAGGCCUGCGUAGGCUACCGAGUGCCGAGCCGGAAGAGGGACGCGUGGGUAAGCGUGGCGAAGGAGCUAGGUGCUACUGAAGAGCAGUGCUCGAAGAGGUGGCUGACUCUAAGGGAAAGAUUCAGUAGGGAGGUAAGGAAAAUGGAGGCACCAUCAGGAAGUGGGGCGAGUAACGCCGAAACCUGGCCAUUGUUCGAUAAUAUGAGCUUUUUAAAACAAUAUAUACAGCCCAGACCAAAUCGUUGCACCACAAACAUUUUAGAUGAUAUGUUUUCGCAGGAGCUGUUGGAGCCAAUUAGUUUUGAAUGUUCUCAGACUAAUUUAUCAUCGCCUUCGGAGUUGUCGUUUUCAACUCCGAUCCGGAAAAGAGUAAAGAAAACAAACAGCGAUGACGACGGCUGCUUCAAAGAAGCGUGCGAGCUAUACAAAAGCAUGUGUGCAGAGAGGAGCAAAGGCAGCGAGGCGGUGGUCGUUUGGUGUUAUGUUGACCUCUAUCAUGAACGAUAA